Bursaphelenchus okinawaensis is the source of this 2499-nucleotide messenger RNA. The record is from the annotation of a GenBank genome assembly. Lineage: Eukaryota; Metazoa; Nematoda; Chromadorea; Rhabditida; Aphelenchoididae.
AUGAAAAUACGACUCUGCUGGUCGACUGGCCUUAUUAUUGCUUACAGUAUACUUAUGCCUACAGGUGCGUUUUUUUUGUUUAAUUAUGAAGUAUACAUGUAUUAGGCCCCUUUUGAAAAUUUUGAAAUUAAAAAUUUUUAAUUGCUAAAAUUUCGAAUUUUUUAAAUUUUUUAAAAUUUUUAAUUUUAAAAUUUUUUUAUUUUUAAAAAAAUGUUUUAACUUGUUAUUUUAGUAAUAUGUUCUCAGUCUUACUUAACAGAAGAAGAUUUUAACAGGAGCAUUGGUAAGUUUGUCAUCUUAGGUUUUUUAAAAUAUUUUUGAACUAAAUAUACCAACGCUUUGUUUAUACAACUCAAAUUGCAUGAACGUUCUUUACAAAACAAAAAACUGCAAAAUCUUUCUUUACAGAACAAAAAACGGCAAGCACUUUCUUUACAAAUUGAACAACUGCAAAAACUUUCUUUACAAAACUAAAAACGGCAAGAAAUUUCUUUACAAAUUGAAAAACUGCCAAAACGUUCUUUACAAAACAAAAAAUAGCAAAAUCUUUCUUUACAAAGCAAAAAAUGGCAAGGACUUUCAAUUUUUUUCAUUUUAAAAAAUAUUUCUCAAAAUCUUAAAUUUUUCAGAUGACGACGUGACAUUUUUAACCUCAAAAAGACUUUGAAAACGCCGUAAAAUACGACAAACAGCUCGGUAAGUGGGAAAAAUUAGACCAGUGGAUUAUGUCCUACUCUAUUUAUAGUGGAUAAACAUUCGAAUCGCGGUUAUUUACUCUCCCAUCAAAGGUUCUACCACGGUGAUUUGCGUGGGAAAGCACAGUGGAUCUCGGUAGGUUUAUAUAAAUACACCAUUUAUCCCUUUUUUCUUAUUCUGUUUUACGUUACCCUACAUUACCUUGUCAAAGCUAAGCCUAACAACCUGUUAUAGGUCUAAACUGGCAUAAUAAGCCUAAAAUGAUGUGUUAAGCCUAAAAUAGACGUUCUUUUUUUAUAUUUCAGAACAUUUCUCAAAAUGGAAAAAGGCGGAAUGGUGUAACAAAUUUAGUCAAAAAAUGGCCGAACGGCCGUAUACCAUACGUAAUAUCCACCCAAUACAAUGAUCGGGAACGUGCUGUGCUGGCCAAAGCGUUCAAUCAGUAUCAUACUCAAACGUGUAUUAAGUUCGUGCCAAAAGAACCUUAUGAUCGAGACUAUUUGUACGUUGGGAAGAUUGAUGGGUACGUUAAAACAGCGAAAACUUUCUUUACAGUGAAAAAAAUGGCAAAGAUUUUCUUUACAGUAGAAGACAUGGCAAAAACUAUUUACAAAACAAAAAAUCGCAAGAACUUUCUUUCCAAAACAACAAAUGGCAAAAACUUUCUUUACAAAGCAAAAAAUGGCAAAACUUUGUUUACAACUCUUUUGCUUCUUUUUAUUCGUGUUUUAGCUGUUACUCAGACGUUGGGAAAGCUGGUGGUCGACAAGAACUGUCGCUGGAUGAUGGUUGUUUACAGUAUGAUACUAUAAUCCACGAACUUAUGCAUUCUGUUGGGUUUUACCACGAACACGAGCGAUGGGAUCGCGACCAUUUUAUAUCAAUCUUGUGGCAAAACAUUGACAAAGGUAAUAUCGAAACGGUGCUGAUGGUACUGUAAUAUUAUAAAGUGUAUUUUGAUACUAUAAUACUAGUGUUAAUACUGUAGUUAUUAUUUAAGAAACAGCAUUAAUAUUGGCAUCUUUAGGCGCAUACGACCAAUUCGGACGCGUUGAUCUUACUGAAAGUUCGUAUUAUGGGCAGAUCUACGACUACCGGUCGAUAAUGCAUUACGACAGUAUGGCAUUCACAAAGAAUGGCAAAGAGACGUUGGUAGCCAAACAGCCAGACAUGACAAAAGUCAUUGGGGUGGCACAAGACUUUAGUCCAACUGACCUAGUUAAAAUCAAAAAGAUGUACAUGUGUGGAGCUACUACGGUACGUCGUGCUGUAUUAGUAACCUCGUAAUUUUAGAACCCUCAUACUUACAAGUAUGUUAAUGCAUUGUCAUCGAAACCUCAUGCAACUUGGCCUACGGCACCAUUAUCAGUUAAUAAGAUUAGUUAUGGUACAGCACCGAGCCCGUCAUUGGUACCAUUGACAAUUUCUCGUAAUGUUAUGGAGCCAGAAAGUGCACCACGUAAGUAAAUUCUAUGAAUUUCUGAAACGUAGGCGAAACCACAAGUUUUUGCGUAAAAUAUUGAAUUCUAUGCACUUUUAGGCCUAAUUUAUAUUUUUUCAGAAUGUGGAGAUCGAAGUACGUUGUGCUGGCGAUGGUUGGAACGGUGUCGUUCGCCGUUCUUUGAAAAAAUCAUGAAGGAGUUUUGUGCCCAAUCUUGUGGGUAUUGUACUCCACCAGUGCGACCGUCGUGGCGCUAUUCAGAAGGCCGAGUUAGCCCGACGGAGCAAAAUUACGAUCAAAUUGGAAAUAGCUAUUAUAAUCAACAACCUACGCAGAUACCGUGGUACCAAAUUGUUGGAUAG